AUGCAGGGAGAUGCCCACUACAGCGAACUUUCAAGGAAUGACAACGACUACAUGCCUGUCGAGCUCGAAGCCGCUCCGGCCUUUCUAGUGCAGGAGACGAUGAGUCCGGGUUUUGAAAGGAGCACGCGAACUGAAAUACCCAGCAUGAGACGCCCACAGUUCCUCGCGUACUUCAACACCAGGCUAGCCCUAGCCUGCUCUCUCAUAGCCGUCUCCUCUUUCAACUAUGGUUUCGAUAACCAGGGCUUUGCUACCACUCAGGCUAUGGACGCCUUUGACAAACGGUUCGGUGACUAUAACCCUGGAACGAAGGCGUAUGCACUGGACCCAGCCUGGCUAUCACUAUUCAACAGUCUAAACUACAUCGGGUUUGCUGCUGGCGUGCUCAUCGGCAGUCAAAUAUCCGCCCGGUUCGGUCGACGGUGGUGCAUGUUUUCGAUGAGUUGCUACGCUCUCAUCACGGCCACGAUCACAGUUACUUCUGGGAACCGGGACCAGAUCCUCGCUGCCCGAAUUCUGAACUACGUCUAUGUUGGGAUGGAGUUGGCUGUUGUCCCAACGUUCCAAUCUGAAAUAGUCCCGGCUCAAGUCCGAGGCCUCGCCGUCGGCACUUACCAAUUCAGUAUCAUCCUGGGCGGUCUAAUCAUCAACUCCAUCUGCCGCGGCACAAGCAAGAUCCAAGAUGACCGAGCCUGGCGCAUUCCUCUUGGUUUAUUCUACAUCGUCCCAGCAAUAGUCUUGUCAUUGAUAUGGUUCGUCCCUGAGAGUCCACGCUGGCUUCUCCAAAAAGGCCGCGUGGAAGAAUCCCAAGCUAGUCUUCGGCAACUACGCCAGGGAUGUUUCACUCCCGAACAGAUUCACAAUGAGUUCCGUGAACUUCAGACCGUGCUCGAACAGGAGGUUGAGAACGGCCACUGGGUCGACCUAGUCAAGGGAGUCAAUCUGAAGAGAACGGCGCUCGUGUUCAUGGUCAAUUUCUUUCAGCAAGGUACUGGGCAGGCCUUUUCGUCUCAGUAUGGAGCGGUCUAUGUUAAGCAGUUGGGGACCAUUAACGCGUUCGAUAUGACAAUUGUGCUUUCGCUUCUGAAUUUGGUGUCGAUCAUUGGCUCGUUGGCAUAUGCUGAUCGGGUUGGGAGGAGACCCAUGCUCUUAGCCAGCUCCGCAGUAAUGGCAGCAGGCCUAUUGACGAUGGGAGGUCUAGGAACUCCAAGCCCCAUGACAACGGACUUGAAGAAAGGUGUAGUGGGUAUGUACGUGGUCAUGGCACUAGGGUUCUCUCUCGGUUGGGGACCUCAGACGUACGUAGUAGCCACCGAGCUACCUGCGCUACGGCUGAGAGACAUGACACUGCAGUUGGGGUUCUUUGUCAAUGUCAUUUCCAACUUUGUCGUCAACUUCACCAUCCCCUACCUUGUAGAUGCGGAAUAUGCGGGCCUAAACUCCAAGGUUGGAUUAAUAUUCGGCGCCAUUGCGGUUAUCGCGUUUGUUUGCACUUUCCUUUUCGUACCAGAGUGCCGCGGCAAGACUCUUGAGCAGAUUGAUCUCAUGUUUCAUUCGGGAGUCAAGUUGCGGGACUUUGGAUCUUAUGAUGCUAGUACGUUGAUUGCUGAACCGGAGCUCAAAGAAGGUGAAGUGCAUAGUGAUACUGGUAAAGUUGAAGAGAAUGGCGUCAAACAGUAG
Aspergillus oryzae RIB40 is the source of this 1680-nucleotide messenger RNA. Its product is annotated as sugar porter family MFS transporter. Gene Ontology annotation, molecular function: carbohydrate:proton symporter activity. Gene Ontology annotation, cellular component: membrane. The record is from RefSeq and is a predicted model, not a curated record. Lineage: Eukaryota; Fungi; Ascomycota; Eurotiomycetes; Eurotiales; Aspergillaceae. Bases 1 to 1680 code for a protein of 559 amino acids. Gene Ontology annotation, biological process: transmembrane transport; carbohydrate transport. The transcript has 6 exons.